Acanthocheilonema viteae is the source of this 762-nucleotide messenger RNA. NCBI's taxonomy places the organism in Eukaryota, Metazoa, Nematoda, Chromadorea, Rhabditida, Onchocercidae. The record is from the annotation of a GenBank genome assembly.
AUGUUGGACCGCGUUCCUCAUAUUGGAUGUGAUAUCGAAAAGAUAGCUUAUGAUAAAGUAAUGAGCAUUUUAUUGUACUUAUCACUGGCAACUGUGAUUUCAUCAUCCUAUGUUGGACUUCUCUAUGCAUUUGAUUUUCAUGGUGUUGACCGUGAUGAUCCACAGAGUAUCAAACGACGUUUGCUUGGUGCUACGGUGAAUAAUAUUAUCAGUAUUGCAUGCACAUAUGCUGUCUUGUGUAAGCAAUAUGAUUCACCGUUAUCAGUGAUGGGAAUACAUUCCCGAGGUAUCUAUCCAGCAUGUUUAUUACCAACGUUACUAACGUGUAUUUGUUAUUUGGAUGUGAAUGAAUUAAAGCGAAAUGCUGGAAAUAUUUUAUGGAUUCGAGAUGUUUUAUUGGCACCAGUUACAGAAGAAUUAGCAUUUCGUGCUUGCGCAUCAACCUUAAUGUUGCAAUGUUUAUCAUCAACUGCAACAAUAUUUGUUGCACCAUUACCCUUUGCACUUAGUCAUCUUCAUCAUAUUUUUGAUGAUAUGAAGAAAGGUUAUACCAAAUAUGAAGCAAUCAGUCGAAGAGGUCAUAUAUUAGCACCGAUUGUAAGCCAUUCAAUUUGUAACAAUAUGGGUUUACCACUUUUGCCACUUAUCGAAGCAUAUCCGAAACGUUCAACGCGUGCCCUUCUUUGGUUUUCUUAUCUUCUUGGUUUUAUAUUAUGGUUGUGGCUGUUAAAACCUCUCACUGAUUCGAAAUUUUAUAAAUGA